AUGAGGAUGGGGGGAGUGAUUUUAAAAGUGAGGGAAUCAUUAAGGGUGUUAAUGUCUGAUUAUGUAGAUAAUCAGUUUGGAGAUCCCAUAAAAAUUGAGGAGGAUAAGGCAAAGGCUACAUCAUUUUUGAGACACCAUUUAACCGACAGUCUCAAACAUGAGUACACCAAUUAUGAGGACCCAAAAUUACUUUGGGAAGAGCUAAAUGAAAGAUUUAGCCAUAAUAAAAGUGCAUUUCAAAAAUAUCAUGAAUUGUUGAAAACAGUUCUUAUUGCGGAACAAAAUAAUGAAUUAUUAUUGAAAAAUCACAACAGGAAGCCUAUAAGGUGUAUGCCCUUUAAUGACACAAAUGUGAUUGAGAAAAAUGUGCGCUAUCGAGGUCGUAGGAACUAUUAUAUAAGAGGCAGAGGUCGUGGAAGAUAUCACGAAAAGAGCGGCACAAAUACCUUUGAACAAGGAAAUUUCUAUGGUCGUAGUCGUGGUCGUGGUCGUGGACUUGGCCUUGGCCGCGGGUGUGUCCACAUUUAUGAAAGAAAUCUAUUUGCCCCCCGGAAUGAUAAUUUUAAACAAGUCCAGAAACACUACAGCACAUGCAAUAGAUGUGGCAUGACUGAACAUUGGAGGCGAACUUGUCGUACCGCCAACCAUUUAGUGGAUUUAUCAAGCUUCCCAAAAACAAAGAAAAAGGGACGAAAGCAAAUUUUAUAA
Molecule: messenger RNA, 708 nt
Organism: Amaranthus tricolor (Joseph's coat)
Lineage: Eukaryota; Viridiplantae; Streptophyta; Magnoliopsida; Caryophyllales; Amaranthaceae
Exons: 3
Coding region: 1-708 (235 amino acids)
Source: RefSeq, a predicted model, not a curated record